Talaromyces rugulosus is the source of this 957-nucleotide messenger RNA. RefSeq lists its product as uncharacterized. Lineage: Eukaryota; Fungi; Ascomycota; Eurotiomycetes; Eurotiales; Trichocomaceae. The coding region runs from base 1 to 957 and encodes 318 amino acids. The record is from RefSeq and is a predicted model, not a curated record. The transcript has a single exon.
AUGGCAACUACGACCAAAGGAUGGAAAUUUUGGUCAACCAAGAAGAAAUUCUUCACCUUAUUCUUGGUGAUACUCGUUCUCGUCGCGCUCGGAGUUGGCCUUGGAGUCGGUCUUGGAGUUGGGCUCAAAAACAACGGGGGUUCAGGAGAAGGAGGCCAACCAACGUCUUCAGCGCCAGCGCCAGCGCCAACCACCACGCCAACAGGAAAUAAUACUGAGUUCUGGAAACCCUCCGCCGGCACAACCUGGCAGAUCGAGCUUCUUUACACUCUCAAUGACACCUCGGUCGAUGUUGAAGUCUAUGACAUCGACCUAUUCAACAGCGGAGCAGACCUAAUCUCCAGCCUUCAGGACAAGGGACGCAAAGUCAUUUGUUACUUCUCCGCUGGUAGCUGGGAGAACUGGCGACCCGAUGCCGGCAAUUUCUCAUCCGCCGACUUGGGCGGAACGCUAGAUGGCUGGCCGAAUGAGAAAUGGCUCAAUAUCAGUUCAUCCAGUGUACGAGAUAUCAUGAAGACCCGACUUGGCAUGGCCCAGGACAAGGGCUGCGACGGUGUUGAUCCCGACAAUGUGGAUGGGUAUUCCAACAAGGAAAACGACCUCGGCCUUACACAGCAAGAUUCGAUUGACUUCGUUAACUUCCUAGCCUCCGAGGCUCAUUCGCGCAACAUGUCGAUCGGGUUGAAGAACGCAGGCGAGAUUAUCGAUAGUGUGAUUGACAACAUGCAAUGGUCUGUGAACGAGCAAUGCGCGCAAUACGAUGAAUGCGAUACGUUCAUGCCCUUUACCGACGCCAACAAACCGGUUUUCCAUAUUGAAUACCCGAAGGAGGAUACAGACAACAACAAACUUGUUACUACAAGCCAAAAGAAUACAGCCUGCAAUUUUAACGGCUCCAGUAAAUUUUCGACCGUCAUCAAGAACAUGAAUCUUGACAAUUGGAUUGAGACUUGUUGA